Molecule: messenger RNA, 2966 nt
Organism: Protopterus annectens (West African lungfish)
Lineage: Eukaryota; Metazoa; Chordata; Ceratodontiformes; Protopteridae
Product: colicin-E1-like
Exons: 3
Coding region: 332-721 (129 amino acids)
Molecular function (GO): GTP binding; GTPase activity
Source: RefSeq, a predicted model, not a curated record
GUUGACAGCUGCAUGUAGAACAUAAACCAGACUCUAUCUCAGGAUCGGAGAACAGACUGCGACCUGCAUUGAAGUCAUACACUUCGAUUCCAGGACCUGGAGAAGAUGGUCACUGCAUUUCAGAUUUAAUUUAUUUUGUAUUGACUGAUGUGCAUGUAGCUUCUCCAUCACACAGAGCAGCUGUGGGAUUCGUAUACCCAACCUCCGCAUAAAUGCAUAAUAUUUAGUAUAUAUAAUCAUCAUUAAAAAACUUUUCCUGGCAGAAGGUACAACUUGUUCUAUCAAAAAGAAUUCCAGGGGCACCUUAUCAGACCUCUUACAGAGACCAAGAAUGGAGGACCUAAAGACAGAAAAAAUCCUACUGGAGUUCCAAAAUCAAAAGGCCUCCAAAAGAAGUGCAAUUUUGGCAGCGGAUGACAGUUUGACUGAACAAAUGAAAGAAGCAGAAGCUGCAAAACAAACACUGGCUGAAAGUGAAAAGAAGAAUAACAUACUGGAAGAGCAAAAAGCAUCUACUGAGAAACAGUUGAAGACAAUGGGUGAACAUCAUGAAAAAAAUAUUGCUACUCUGAUUAAAACAAUGGAAGACAAUAGAGAAAGAUAUAAGGAGGAAAAUUUGCAGUACUGUAGGAAAAGACAGAAGGAGCUGGAGGACAACAUAAAUAAGCUGCAGGACAACAUAAAUAAGCUGAAAAGCGAUUUAACCUGCACUAUUUCAUAAAACUGAAUUCAAAAAACAAAAGUUAUAUUUACUUUAUUUCAUGCUCAAAAUAUUUAGAAAUAAAACUUACAUUUACAUAGCUAUCUAUUGUAACUGCCUCUGCCUUUGCAUCCACUGCUUCCUUCAUGGCAGUGUGUACCUUGUUAGCCAAAAGUAUAUAUUUUUUGUGGAAUGUGUAAUUAUUGACUGGCUUUAACUGCACUAUUAUUUUAAAUAAACCACUGGCACAAAUCCAAAAUGCAGAUAAAUUGAGAUGUUAUGUUGCCCUAUCUCGUCUUCAUUCAUUGCUGGUUAGGUUUGGAACUGAAAAUCAGUUCCGACUCGGCCUUAUACAAAAGUUCAAGAGCUUACACCAGCUUGUGGCUGUACCAUAUCCCAUGAUACUCAAGGAAGAUUAUCCAGAUCUCAUUUGCCACUAAACAAGAUCGGGUGCUUCCAUGCAGGCUCUAGGCUAAGUGAAAACGUUUCUGUUUUAUUUCAAGUGAUUUCAUAAAAAUUUAUGAUAAAUUGUAGUUUUUUUCUAACUUUAGAGUAGUGUGGUAGUAUAUUGAGAGUGUUUGUUGUUGCUUUUGUGCUGUUUCUUGUUGGCCAUCGUCUACCCCCAGGAGUCUGUUUUUUCCCCCUAUCCCGGUCUCAAACUCGUUUAAUUUAGAAUAGAGAGUUUUGAGUCAUUGUUAUUAAUAUUAUUACUAUUUCCUUUCUCAUUGGGGAGUCCAUUUGAGUUAGAGGGCUCCCUACAGCCCAUUUGAAUUAGAGGGCUUUCCCUUCCUUUCUUUCCCUUUUUCUGUGUAGGAGUUAGUUAUUUUAGUUGCAUACUUCUCCUCCUUUUAUUGUACUCAAUAAUUAGAGUUUUUUGGCAAGUGUGUGUGUGUGUGUGUGUGUGUGUGUGUUAACUUUAUAUAGUUAUAUAUACAAAAAAGGUUGUUGUUUUUUUCCUUGUGUGAUCCUAGUUAAUGUUCUGGUUUGUUUGUUGACUGCUGUUGAGAAUGUCUAAGGAUACCAGAAAAGCGAAACCUUCGGGUUUUAAGAAAUGUGACAAGUGCAACCAGAAAAUGCCUCUGGCAGACGGACACACCAGCUGUGUGUAUUGUUUGAGUGCUGUCCACCUUCAGGAGUCAUGUUCCUUCUGCCAUGCCUUUAGUUCAAGAGUCUUAAUAAAAAGAAGGAACAAAUUAAUAGUUAGGGGCUUGUUGAAGACACCUUUUACUGAGGCUCUAGAAGGGAAUCAGAGUUCCUCAAAAACCACUCAACAGUCCCCAUCUUCCAGAUCUGAGAAAUACACAAAAAGGUCAUCCUGUACUGCUCCACUAUCAUAGCUGACAAAAAAGCAAGCAAAGGAGUCAUCUGCGAACCCAAAGGCUUUUGGGCCAGAGAAAUCUCUCUCUUUGGCUACUAUUGUAAUCCUGGAACCAACAGAGUUCCAAUUUUCAGAGCCAGUCUGCAGUUCUGGAACCGGUCUCCCCAGUGCUGCAUUCUCCUUUGCUGCAAUCAGUGAGGUCCCUGACUCCAUCCUCUUGAUCCUCCAGGAGCCAUUCAGAUGAUGAUGUGGAGUGGGUGGUCAAGAGGCUUUUACAGAUGCUGGAACUGGCCAACAUUCUAUCGACCCUGACCCAGAGUGAUCCAGAGCUGACCAACAUCACUUUCCCUUCAUCGAUUCCUCCUCCGACCCAUUCUUUGGCUUCAGAGCUGGAGUGCUUGGAUCCAAUUGCAGUGGAACCAUCUUUACCGGGUACCUGCCCCAGGAUCUUUGGGCCCGGCCACCGCUCUUACCUCCUCAGCUCCAUUGGGAGUCGAGGGGUCUAAGAGCUGAUGCUCUCCCAUCGGGUCCAGGGAGAAGAGUUGGGCUGGACAGUUGCCCAACACAAGUCUACCUCUCGGGGCUUUGGCAUGGGUGAACUCAGUGCCUACAUUGGCCUCAGAGCCCACCGACUUGGUUUGGAUGGGUUUCUAGUUCCUUGGAACUGGGAACCUCCUCCGAGCAGGGUUGAGGGGCUUUUGAAGUGAUGAGAGUGCUGUCACCUCAGACUGCUCUGCUGUCAGGUCCAAGUACUCUUUCUCCAAAGUGCCAGUGUCCACCUCGGUGCCAACGCUCCCUCCCAGGCGUGCAGACCCGAUGCCCCAAGAUGCCCCAUUGGGUGAAGCGGUCUCUUCCAAAACCUCACCAGAGUGCCCCUCUGAAGAGGUCCCUCAGAAGGGGUUGUGUAAGAGGAAGCAUCUAGACUCCUCUGAGGAGUCCAUCACUUCA